Molecule: messenger RNA, 885 nt
Organism: Parnassius apollo (apollo)
Lineage: Eukaryota; Metazoa; Arthropoda; Insecta; Lepidoptera; Papilionidae
Source: the annotation of a GenBank genome assembly
AUGAAUACCCCAGUGGUUGCUGAUUCAAAUGAUGAUGGAACAUUCACCCAAGAACUAGAAAUAGAGCAAAUGAGAAGUACAUUGGAGGAGGCGAUUAUGGAAACGCGCGGUACGCCUCUCGAAAAUCGACCGCGACUUCCCCGCAUAGCCCUAAGCAAGCGGAAUCGGGCUGUCGUGAGGGCUCUGAACCCAAUGCUGGUGACCUAUAUGGAAGCCAGCCGGGACCUUUGCGAGACGGACUCAAUUCUCUUUGGCGCCGCACUGGCAGUCUGCCGUAUUAUAGGCGCCAAACUUUCCACGGCCGGACGCACUACUGGACAAAGUAGUGCUAUCCCAGCCUGGAGAACAAGAAUUGAAGAACGUAUCGUAAAGGCUAGGGCCCUCAUCGGCAGACUGAUAUGCUUCAGGUUAGGCAAUACCAGGCCAAGGAUUGUGCGCACCGUCAGGAUGGCGUUUGCUGGGACAAAUGUUAGUUUGUCCCAGCCGGAUAUAAUGCAAAAACUGACGGAGCGCAUAGACGACCUGAAGCAGAGAAUCGCUGCUUGGGGAAAGCGAAUUCGGCGAUAUACCGAGAGGUCGACAAGGUUCAACCAGAAUCGUCUCUUCCAGAGUGAACAGAAGAUGCUCUAUAAAUCAUUGGAGCGACCAAUGGUAAGUGGAACGGGCCCAGUACCGAAACAGGCCGACACGGUCGCAUUCUGGCGCAGCCUGUGGUCAGAGCCCGUAAACCACAACGAGGGCCCUUGGACGGAAGUUGUGGCGAGUCAAUGUGCGGGUAUUACGCCCAUGGACCCCGUCACCAUAACGCCGGAUGACGUAGCUGAGGCGGUCCGUAGGGCACCGAACUGGAAAAGUCCGGGACUCGACGGGCUGCAUCACUACUGA